This is a messenger RNA of Marasmius oreades (fairy-ring Marasmius), 2799 nucleotides long. RefSeq lists its product as uncharacterized. The record is from RefSeq and is a predicted model, not a curated record. Gene Ontology annotation, cellular component: plasma membrane. The transcript is spliced from 18 exons. Gene Ontology annotation, biological process: protein processing. Gene Ontology annotation, molecular function: metalloendopeptidase activity. Bases 60 to 2366 code for a protein of 768 amino acids. Lineage: Eukaryota; Fungi; Basidiomycota; Agaricomycetes; Agaricales; Marasmiaceae.
UGCCUCAUUUCAACAGAGCCUGGCUUGCGCAGCAUAGGAGCUUGGUUCGUCUUACUGUCAUGGCGGACAGGUAUCCGAGGUCCUCGACUGACCAAGAGAUAGCACCUCUUCUUCAAGACCCAGAUAUAGAAGAGCAGAAUACAGAACCAGAAACCCCGACUCUCUCUGAGCGCCUCAAUGCUGUUGCUCAAGAACCCCUCACUCCUCUCACCAAGAUACUCCUGGUCCUCGUGUUGGUAUUAUUGGUCCUCAGCUCGGUAUUCAUUGGACUGUUUGCCGGUCUCCAGCACAAGCUGAACGUGGAGCGAGGACGCCAUGGCCAGCCAGUACCACCGUCACCACCCAUCACCGCCACAUUGACCCAGACAAAGACCGCAACUUCAGCAAUAACGACAACGCAAACAAAUACUCAGACCGUUGCCCCACCUACCCCGACCAAGAUUCCCGAAGAGCCUGUCUGCAUUUCGUCUGAUUGCAUUAUCCUUUCGGCUUCUAUUCUUUCUUCUCUCGACACAUCUCAGGAUCCCUGCGAGAAUUUCUAUGAAUACGUCAACGGCGGCUGGCUCAAGGCCCAUCCGUUACCUGCUGAUAAGGGAAGCUUCGGAAACUUCGAACAACUGGCUCAAGAUAAUGGACAUGUGAUACAAGCCAUCCUGGAAAGUAGCGGAGAACCAAGCCUCCAGUCCUCGUCUCAUGACAAGGAAGUUCUGCAAAAACUUCGCGGUUUGUACAACUCAUGUCUAAAGGAAGAGAGAUUAGACGAAAUCGGUCAAGAGCCUCUGCUGGAAUUCUUACGCACCCUCAAGGACUUGUACCGGCGUAAAAAAACUGAAGUGUCCUCCAAAGAACAGAAGAGGGACGGCUUGACUGAGGCUAUAGCCUAUUUACACUCCCGUCGAAUUGGCGCGUUAUUCGCAUUUGAAAUCGAGGGUGAUGUAGGGGUUGACCCGAAUCAUAUGGUGCUUUGGUUCAACCAACCGGAGCUGGGCCUUCCUUCAAAGGAAUAUUACGAAGACAAUGACAUCCGUAAAGUGUAUCAAGAGGUUCUUGAAAAGUUGCUCCUUGCUGUGGACGAAGACGGCGACGAUGGUGACGAAAGUUCAUCUCCAUCAACAAAACCAAAAUUGUCCGCCAGCUUGGUUCAGCAAGCCGGAGGGGAUUCUUGGCCCCCCUGGCCCUGGCCACCGUGGGGUGGAAGCGGCGAUGAUGACGAUGGUCCGAAGAAACCUGUCAACCGCACCAAGAGGGCUGGCAAGCUUGCAAAGGGCGUUCUCGAUUUUGAGACCCGAAUCGCUCGGGCCAGUUUGGACUUGGAAAUUCUGCAGGGAGACCCCAUUGCAACGUAUAAUCCCGCCCCUAUUUCCAGCCUGAAGGAAGCACUUCCGCAAAUUGACUUCAAUGACUAUUUUUCAACAUUUGCGCCUCGCACCUAUCCCGAACGUGUCAUUUUGACUUCUCCUGAAUUCGCCGGUUUAUUGUCCGACAUUCUGAACGACACAUCUUCAAAUGUCAUCGAGGCUUACCUCAUAGCUCAGGCUGCUCUGAGCCUUUCUCCGCACUUAGGAAUGAACACGGAUGCCUGGAAAGCUCAAAGGACGCUGGCAGAAUCUCUAAGCGGUAUCAAGAAGGGCGCUGUCGGGGAUCGAGCGGAGUACUGCGUUAGGCAGGUAGAGGAGACUCUUGGAUUUGCAGCAGGGCGAUAUUUCGUCAACGAAACAUUUGCAGGAGAGUCCAAACAAAAGGGAACGAAAGUCAUUAACGACAUUGUUCGAGCUUUUGAGAAGUCCCUCAAGAAGGUCGACUGGAUGGAUGAAAAAUCGGCGAAGGCUGCUGCAGAAAAAGCGGAAGCGAUACGAGUUAAAGUUGGAUAUCCACUCUCUCCGGACACAACUGAUGCCCGAUCAAUCGCGUUUUAUUACCGCCUUGUGAAGAUUGACGAUGACAAGUUCUUUGGGAACAUGAUAAGCUCCUUCAUGAGCGAAGAGAUUAAGAAAUGGUUGCAACUGGGACGAGCCAGAGACCCUGAAUCUUGGGAGAUGUAUCCAUCUAUGGUCAAUGCUUAUUUCAAUCCUCCCGCUAACGAGAUUGUAUUCCCUGCCGGUAUCCUCCAGCCACCUUUCUUCGAUAAAGACUGGCCAUCAUAUCUAUCUUAUGGGGCUUUCGGACACGUCGCCUCUCACGAGCUAACGCAUGCUUUUGAUUCUGCUGGUAGAUUGUACAACCAAGCAGGAAAGCUGGAGCAGUGGUGGACCAACUCUACAAGUGAGGGCUUCCAAAAGAAGCAAAAUUGCAUUGUGAAGCAGUACUCUGAAUAUAGCAUUGACGACGGGAAGGGCGGAAAGGUACACGUUAAUGGAAACCUGUGAGUCACUACAUGCCCAACCAUAGGGACGCGUCUAAAAACCUUCACUCCUUAGAACCUCCGGGGAGAAUAUUGGAGAUACAGGGCUGGUUCAGGCGUUCAGGGCUUGGGAGGCUCAGUAUGAGUCCUCUUACAAGGCUGGAAAUGAGUAUCUACUUCCCGGAUUGAACUACUCGAGGGAACAACUGUUCUUCAUAUCUUUCGCUCGCGUAUGGGCACGAAGUAUGAAACCCGCUGCCGCACUUCAGCGUAUCCGGACCGAUCCGCAUUCACCAAACAAUUUCCGUGUCGACGGGACGGUGUUCAACAUACCCCAGUUUGCGAAGGCUUUCAAGUGCUCAGAGAAAGCUAAACUCAACCCACCUCCGGAGAAACAAUGCAUAUUCUGGGGUUGAGAUGCUAGCCAUAAGGUACAAUAGACAACAAACAUCGCAGCG